AUGCAUAUUUACAAUGAAACUCGGUCUCCUGCUCCAUGCAGAUAUUUUGCAAGUCCGGAUGACAAUGACACUUAUUCAGUCAAUUCAAGUCCUCCUCCCCUCCCCCCUCCUCAAGAUCCUCCCCUUCCACAAGAUCAGGCAGCUUCAACAACAGCAGGACAAGCUUCAAUGUCAUCUUCUGCAGAUUCUCCUUUUGGUUCCCCAGACCCAGAUCCACUCUUAGCUUCAUACUAUUCAGGCACCACCGGUACAAGCACUGCUACUGCUAGCACAACUGCUAUUAAUAGUCAGUCGUAUGCCCACUACACCCCUGCUUAUGAAGAAGAAUCCGAAGAUUCACUGCUUCAAAACAUUGCCAGGGUGGCUGUCAGUGUUGCCAGACCUCCAAGCUUUCAAAAGGCCGUUCCCAAGAAGCAAGUUGCCAGAGCAAUCUCCAAGCUAUUGAACGUCACAUCCGCCCUCCGAAGCCACGAACUCCUAGCUCACCUUCUAGAUCAAUACGACUAUUCAGAGCAACCCAGUUCUGCCGCUCUAGCACAGCAACUCCUCGAACGAUUCCCCACCAACGAAAUUCCAAACAUCAUCCCUACAGAUCAAGCCCUGGUAUUCUUCACACGAUACACGCCAACCUUUCAGAGACAACGACAAGAUCAUGCCUUCUUUUGGGAGCUAGUGCAGAAACCAGCCAAUCCGAUUCCUAUUCACAGAUUCUCUUCUACUAGUACUACUAUUAUUAAUAGUACCACUAUGCCAAAAUCAACGGCAACAACAACAACAACAACACACACUGCAGAUCCACCACUGGCUCGUUGGUACUUGCAUCCAAUAUAUUACAGGUGUUACACUAGAGACCAGGAUGGGACCAUCAUUCCCAUGGAGGAUCCGCAAACGCUACAGCUCAUUGAAGAACAGAUGCAUCAAUGGGUCAACUUUCACAUUCAAGUCACCAACGAACUCUUGCAAAAACUACAAGGAGAUCAGGCCAUUGCAGUUGCCAUGCCAGGAGAAGAACAAGAUUUGAUCUUGCAGGGGGGCAACUGGAUACAUCGUCCAUUUCCACCGCCACAUCUGGACAGUAGCAACAACAGCGAUAGACCGGGCAAUUCCAGCUGUUCGACACGUCCCGGAACCUACAACGCACCAUUGGAGACUACACCCAAUAACAAAAGAACUACAAGCGCCACGGUCGGCUUGGUUGUCUUGUGCUCGACGAUUGGUUUCACUAUUCUGUGGUUGUUGGCUGCCAUGAUUCACGGACGCCAACGAGUGGAACAAGAGAUUUGGAGUGCCAACGUUGGCACCGAACAAGCACUACAAGAUCUUCUCAGUAUUGGAUGGCAACUGCACGAUCAACACGACGUCGGAAAGGAACCAGUACAAGUGUUGAUCAUAUAUGACAAGACAGAGCAUGGAAUGGAAGUGGAAUAUAGCAAGGAGGGAUCCUUGCGAGCCGGGGGCUUGGAACCGCCAGUGUUCCCAACUAUUACUGUGGAGGACCAAGACUUGUAG
This is a messenger RNA of Seminavis robusta, 1509 nucleotides long. Lineage: Eukaryota; Bacillariophyta; Bacillariophyceae; Naviculales; Naviculaceae. The record is from the annotation of a GenBank genome assembly.